This is a messenger RNA of Brassica napus (rape), 581 nucleotides long. Its product is annotated as polyadenylate-binding protein-interacting protein 2. The coding region runs from base 29 to 445 and encodes 138 amino acids. The record is from RefSeq and is a predicted model, not a curated record. The transcript is spliced from 2 exons. Lineage: Eukaryota; Viridiplantae; Streptophyta; Magnoliopsida; Brassicales; Brassicaceae.
UUCCUAAUCAGAAGACUUGGGUGUAAAAAUGUCGACGGUGGUAGAUCGGAGUGUAUCGACGCUGAACCCAAACGCGCCGGCGUUCGAUCCGGUGGGAUUCCGUGAGGUAGAGGAUUUCUCUCCCAAGUGGUGGGAGCUGGUGACAACAUCCAAGUGGUUCCGUGACUUCUGGCUCAGUGCCAACUCGGAGGAGUAUGAGUUCGGCGAUAUGGAGGACGAGUUCGAGGAGCUAAUCAUGACGUCAUCCGGUGAGAAUGAGAUGGGUGGAUCUUCAGUGAGAGAAUCAGAUGUUGGGAGGUACUUGAAGGCGCUUCUGAGCAUGGCGGAGUCUACGAAAGGGAAGCUUUACAGAUCUAAUGUGUCUUGUUCUGCCAAGUAUAACCAGAAGAGGAUGAACCCGAACUUCUACUGUCGCCGGAACCAUCACAUCUAUCAGCCUCGUUGAAAAGGUUGCAGCAGCGUCUGGAGAAAGCAAUAAAAGCUCAUCUUUUAAUCUUUUGUCUUUUCAUGAAUGAGAAACUCAUCUUUGCUUCUUGUUCUGUACUACUUUUUCCUCUGAUUAUGUGAAUAUUCUUCUGUUA